Messenger RNA from Lolium rigidum, 2340 nucleotides. RefSeq names its product receptor-like protein 2. Lineage: Eukaryota; Viridiplantae; Streptophyta; Magnoliopsida; Poales; Poaceae. Gene Ontology annotation, molecular function: protein binding. The record is from RefSeq and is a predicted model, not a curated record. The transcript has 4 exons. The coding region runs from base 1 to 2340 and encodes 779 amino acids.
AUGGUGAUCCCGCCAACAAGUUGCAUCGUCCGCCGCACCAUGUUCUUCGGCGACAAGUGCGUGAUCAUUGAUGUCGAUAAGCUUCCUUACAUCGACAACAACUACGUCCUCUAUGAGGCCAGGCAUGGUGAAGUUAAUUGCAUCUACGUGUAUGACCUCACCAAGCAAAAGAGGAAGAAAACCAUGAAGCCACUCGGUCACGCACACAGGAACGAACUUCCCAUACCUUUCUUCGUUUUAGCUCUUGUGCUGCUGGGUUCCUUGUUUUCUCCCGCCAGCUCCUGCAUGGAGAAGGAGAAGAGCUCCCUUCUCCAGCUCCUUGCUGGGUUCUCGCAGGACGGAGGCCUCACACCAUCAUGGCGGAGUGACAUAGACUGCUGCAUGUGGGAAGGCAUCACCUGCAGCAGUCCCAAUAGGACAGUCACCGAUAUUUUGCUGGCUUCUCGAGGUCUUGAAGGGCCCAUCUCGCCAUUCCUUGGCAACCUCACCAGCCUAUUGCGACUCGAUCUGUCCCACAACUCGCUGUCAGGUGGCUUGCCUCUUGAAUUGGUGCAGUCCAGCAGCAUCCUUGUCCUUGAUGUCAGUUUUAACCGCCUGAGAGGAGGCCUGAAUGAGCUGCCAUCUUCAAUGACUGCCCGGCCUCUGCAGGUACUGAACAUCUCAAACAACUUGUUUACAGGAAGGUUUCCAUCUACAGCAUGGAAAGCAAUGGAGAAUCUGAUUGCACUUGAUGCGAGCAAUAAUAACUUUAUUGGGAAGAUACCAACGAGUUUCUGCAACAGCUCUCCAUUCUUGACUACGCUUGACCUCAGUUUCAACAUAUUCAGCGGCAGCAUUCCCCCAGGGAUUGGUAACUGCUUCAUCCUGAGAGUGCUCAGGGCCGGCGGCAACAAUCUUGGAGGAACACUUCCAGAUGAACUCUUCAAUGCAACCUCGUUGGAACAUCUGUCUUUUCCUAACAACAAUUUGCAUGGAGUUCUUGAUAGUGCACGCAUUAUCAACCUCAGAAAUCUGAUUACAAUUGAUCUUGGAGGAAACAAUUUCAGUGGAAAUAUCCCAAAUUCCGUAAGUGAGCUCGAAAGUUUGGAGAAACUUCGCUUGGACAACAACAACUUCAGUGGAGAACUUAGCAAGGUCAAUUUCUCCAAUCUGUCCAAUUUAAAAGUUCUAGAUCUCUGGUUAAACAACUUUACUGGUACAGUUCCAGAAAGCAUUUACUCAUGCAGUAAUCUGACUGCACUGCGGCUAUCUAGCAACAACUUACAUGGGCAGCUCUCAUCGAGCAUAGGCAAUAUAAAGUAUCUCUCCUUCCUGUCACUUGGUAAAAAUAAUUUCACAAACAUCACAAGUGCACUUCACAUCCUUAAGAGCAGCAAGAACCUUACAACCCUGCUUAUAGGGCACAAUUUCAGGGGAGAGCUCAUGCCAGAGGAUGACAUAAUUGAUGGAUUUGAGAAUCUUCAGGUUUUAAGCUUCGAAUAUUGCGAGUUGUUAGGAAGAAUACCACUAUGGAUAUCGAGGCUUACAAAUCUAGAGAUAUUAAUUUUAAAUAGCAACAAACUCACUGGACGAAUACCAGACUGGAUCAACUCCCUUAGUCACCUCUUCUAUGUGGAUGUGUCAGACAACAGACUUACAGGAGAAAUCCCACUAACCUUGACGGAGAUUCCAAUGCUAAAAAGAAUUGGGAACACAAUUCAUUAUGAUCCAAAGGUCUUCAAGCUACCUGUUUAUAAUGGUCCAUCACUUCAAUACCGUGGUGUUACAUCUUUUCCAACAGUGUUGAAUCUAAGCCACAACUACUUCGCAGGAGUGAUUCCCCCACAGAUUGGCAGGCUGAAAGUGCUUGUUGUACUUGAUUUCAGUUUCAACAAGUUAUCUGGACAGAUCCCACAAUCGAUUUGCAGCCUCACAAACUUGCAGGUGCUAGACUUAUCCAGCAACAAUUUCACAGGUGAAAUCCCAGCUGCAUUGAACAGCCUGCACUUCCUUUCAGCAUUCAACAUUUCAAACAAUGACCUUGAAGGGCCUAUUCCAUCUGGAGGCCAGUUUGAUACAUUUCAAAGUUCUACUUUUGAUGGAAACCCAGAGCUGUGCGGCUCUAUGCUUAUUCACAAAUGUGAUUCGGCGGAUGCACAUCAAGCAGUCAUUCUGCCAAGAAAACAUACUGCCUACAAGGCGGCCUUUGUGAUUGCCUUCGGUGCGUUCUUUGGUGUAGGGGUGAUGUAUGAUCAAUUAGUCUUGUCAAGGUUUAAUUCCAUCAUUUUGUUUGCUUCCUGGACAAUCCUUAAGGGCAUCUCCAGUUACAAAAUCCUUGUGAUCGUCGGCUAUUAUUUUUAG